This is a messenger RNA of Camelina sativa (false flax), 1542 nucleotides long. Its product is annotated as ribonucleoside-diphosphate reductase small chain C. NCBI's taxonomy places the organism in Eukaryota, Viridiplantae, Streptophyta, Magnoliopsida, Brassicales, Brassicaceae. The record is from RefSeq and is a predicted model, not a curated record. Gene Ontology annotation, molecular function: oxidoreductase activity. Gene Ontology annotation, biological process: deoxyribonucleotide biosynthetic process.
CCCGGUGAAAUAUAUCGAAAAUGUUGCCGCCAAACUUUAUCUCUUCCCUCUCCCUCCCCUCACUCAAGGCCAAAAUUUCAGUGUAAAUUCCCAAUAAUACCCUUCACCUUCCUCAACAAGCUCCUUCCAAAAAUUAGAUUCCCGAACAAGCUUUUUUCAUGACGAAACAACACAAAAAUUUUCAAACGUUUUCAAUUUUUCCCUCCUCUCUAAAAUUUUCCCUCUCCUCUUCUAAAAUCUAAAACCCUUUCAAUUCCCAACUAUAAAUAAACUCAUCACUAGAUCCCAUAAAACUUACACCAUUCAAUCAUAAACCUAUCUCUUUCAAUCACACAUCUCAUCCCUUCAAUCAAAAGAUCAAAAGAUGCCUUCGAUGCAAGAAGAGCCGCUUCUAACACCAACCCCAGACAGAUUCUGUAUGUUCCCAAUCCACUACCCACAGAUCUGGGAGAUGUACAAGAAAGCCGAAGCAUCCUUCUGGACCGCCGAAGAAGUAGAUCUAUCUCAAGACAACCGCGACUGGGAGAACAGCCUCAACGACGGCGAACGCCACUUCAUCAAACACGUCCUCGCCUUCUUUGCCGCGUCAGACGGAAUCGUGCUAGAGAAUCUCGCCUCACGUUUCAUGUCCGAUGUCCAAGUCUCGGAGGCGCGUGCCUUCUACGGAUUCCAGAUCGCGAUUGAGAACAUCCACUCCGAGAUGUACAGUCUCCUCCUCGAUACUUACAUCAAAGACAACAAAGAGAGAGACCAUCUCUUCCGCGCGAUUGAAACCAUCCCUUGCGUCGCGAAGAAAGCUCAGUGGGCGAUGAAAUGGAUCGAAGGAUCUCAGACCUUCGCUGAACGAAUCAUAGCUUUCGCUUGCGUCGAAGGUAUCUUCUUCUCCGGAAGCUUCUGCUCAAUCUUCUGGCUUAAGAAACGAGGACUCAUGCCUGGCCUUACUUUCUCAAACGAACUGAUCUCGCGUGACGAAGGUCUACACUGCGACUUCGCGUGCCUUCUCUACACGCUCCUCAACACGAAGCUCAGCGAAGAGCGCGUGAAGUCUAUCGUGUGCGACGCGGUGGAGAUCGAGAGGGAGUUUGUGUGCGACGCGCUUCCGUGCGCGUUGGUUGGGAUGAACCGUGAUUUGAUGAGUCAGUAUAUUGAGUUUGUAGCGGAUAGGCUUUUGGGUGCGCUUGGCUACGGGAAGGUGUACGGUGUGAGUAACCCUUUUGAUUGGAUGGAACUUAUCUCGCUUCAAGGGAAGACUAACUUCUUCGAGAAACGCGUUGGCGAUUACCAAAAGGCUUCCGUUAUGUCUAGCGUUAACGGCAACGGCGCGUUUGAUAAUCACGUCUUCUCUCUCGACGAGGAUUUUUAAGCAGCUUUUUUUAUUUUAUUUAAUAUAAUUAUUAUUACGGUUCUACCCUUGUAAUAUAAUCACUUUUAAUUUAAUUAAAAAGUUACUUUUUUCUACUCUAUCCUUGUAUAAUUAUCUUUUAUUAUCCUCUUUUUUAAAUAAAUAUAGUUCCCUUUGAUUCAGGGGUGAACUUAAUUACA